GAGAACUAGGCAGUUCCUAGUGGAACUAUAUUUUCUGCAGCCACUGCUGUAUCAGCAGGUAAGAACAUGUUGUGUUUUGUUAAUAGGUGUGCUGAACUACACAUUUUAUACACGCACCACAUAUUCAGGUCUGUUCCGUCAUUCUACUUGAAGCGGUUGACUAGGAAAUUAGCCAAUUUUAUGUGUCCUCUUAAGGGGCGUGACUACACUUUUGUGCACUAUAAUAUAGCACCGAAAACUCUCUGGUAAAUGUUAUGUAAAUGAAACACAUGACCACUCCAGUAGUCAUGUCGGUAUACUGUAGUGCUAGUGGUCAGUGGGAAGGCUUUUGGGUUCAAAUCCCAGCCCUUGGCCCUUGGCCAUGACAGAAACUGUAAAAGUUUACCACUUACAAAUGUUGAAAGAGGUUGAUUAUUAGUAAUUGCCCUGUGAUAUUCUGGGGUACCUUUCCCUGGUUCGGUGUGCUUGUGCAUUGGUUUUUAUUCAGCAUAGAAAUUAGGAUGAGCUUGGGGUAUUUGAGACACACAGGCCAGGAUGCAUCCUCUGUUACAGAGUGACUGUGUAAGCUGCACAUCAUUUGUGAAAAAAAUAAUUUGUAUGUCCAUUUAUUUAUUUCAUUUUUAUGUACACAUUGAACAUUUUGUCAACGCAUACUGUAAAUAUCGUGCAACUCAAAAGCCAAGGCUAAUAAAGUUGGUUCAAAAACCCAUGCAGCUAAAAAAGAAUUGCUAUGUUGAAAAUUGAAAGCACUGGUAGACCCCUCCUUUUUUCAUCUCUGAAAUUUUUCUCAGGAGAUGUGAUGUUUUUUUCCAUGAUACCAAUGACAUGUAAGGUGCCCUGCAUGAGCUAAGCAAAUGUAUAAUAGAAUAUGAUGUUGCUAUAAUCUGACAGCCAGUCAGCUUUGUGUUUUCUGGCUGGUGUAUCAUAAGGGACUAUUUGUUCCGUGGAGAUGAAAUGCACCUUGGCCUCCUCGCCAUGGUGACCUGUCUGCAGUCUCAUGGCGUGGCUCCUGUCUUGUCAGUAGCGCUGACACAAAUGUGGCAGACAGGGUCACCUAGGGCAAUGCCCGUUACAACAGGAAUUUCAAAGGAAAUUUUAGAUUUCAAAGGAAAUGUAGAUUUUCUGGUGUUGUUUCUGUCAUUAUUUUAUAGAGCAUAAGAGGAAGGAAGCUUGUGUGGAAAGAGAGAUCUGCAUAUCACAGAAAUGCAUGAGAGUGGGCGGCUGGUUAGAUGCUACUCUAAGGUGAUGGAUCAUCAUGUGGACACCAGUACGCAGACGGACCCAGUCGUAGUCCUGUCGCUGGCCCAAGCUGCUGUUCUGGGCCUCAUCUCCCAGAAUGAAGUCUUUGGCGCCACCAUCGCCCCCAACGGGUUCUACAUGGGAGACACCAAAGACUCUCCCACCCUUGGCGCGGACACCCCCUACGAGUAUGCUGACCAGCUCAUCGGGGCUAAUGGUGACUAUCUGGUUGAGCCCAGCCAUGAAGGCCAGGGGCUAAUCCAGACCACACCCCUGAGCAGGGAGGGAGUGCAGUCAAAGGGGAUUGAGAGCAGGAUCAUUGGGGACCCAUCAGGCCAGCUCCCAGGGUGUGAGGGAGAAGUGAAAGGGGAGGAGGUGCCAGAGCCUGAAUUGUUGCACCCCCCUUGUUUUCACAUGCUUAAUGACCUGGUCCCGAGAGAUGGUGUACAGCUUGUGGACCCUUCCAGCUACCGGGUGACUCCAAAAGAGGAGCACUCAAAUAACUGCUGUCCUGAAUGUGAGAAGGAGGUGCAAAGCCGGCUGGGAGGAGCACAGCCCGAGGAGGCUCCCCAAGGGGGCCAAGCAGAAGUGGAGGAUGUUCAGGAGCAGCAGCUAGAGGAUGACGAGGAGGAGGAAGAAGAGGAGGAGCCGGCAGAAGAGCAGGAGGAAGAGGAGGACGAAAGACCUCUCAAAUCUGGAGAGGGGGAGGACAGCCCAGAGAUGAGCCACUACUUGGAGUCGAGUGAGGUGGGAUAUGAGUCUGUGGAGAUGGGGGGUCCGGGUGACUUUGAGGAGAACAGCCAAGGCCUGGUGUGGGUGGAGGCUGGGGAGGGUGGCGGGAAGGGCCAGCACUGCGGUCAUCGUGUGCAGAUAGACCGGCUGGACAUCAAUGUGCAAAUUGAUGAGUCUUACUGUGUGGACGUGGGGGAGGGGCUCAGGCGCUGGAAGUGCCGCAUGUGCGAGAAGUCAUACACCUCCAAGUACAACCUGGUCACCCAUAUUCUUGGCCACAAUGGCAUUAAGCCACAUGCCUGCCCACACUGCGGAAAACUUUUCAAGCAGCCCAGCCACCUGCAGACCCACCUGCUCACCCACCAAGGCACCCGGCCACACAAAUGCACCGUCUGUAAGAAGGCCUUCACCCAGACCAGCCACCUGAAGAGGCACAUGUUGCAGCACACCGAUAUCAAGCCCUACAGCUGCCGCUUCUGUCGCCGAGGCUUCGCCUACCCCAGCGAGCUGCGGGCGCACGAGACCAAGCACGCUAGCGGGCGCUGCCACAUGUGCUCGCAGUGUGGCAUGGAGCUACCAAGCCUGGCACACCUGAAGCGGCAUCAAACCAGCCACCAGGGCCCCACCACCUACCAGUGCUCUGAAUGCAACAAGUCCUUCACGUACCGCAGCCAACUGCAGAGCCACCUACAGAAGCACAAGGCCAUCCGGCCUUUCAUCUGCGCAGAUUGCGGCAUGGAGUUCAUCCAGAUACACCACCUCAAGCAACAUGUGCUCUCGCACAAGGGAAUGAAGGGCUUCAGGUGUGAUGUGUGCUCACGUGAGUUCACCCUUUCGGCCAACCUGAAGAGGCACAUGCUGAUCCAUGCCAGCGUGCGCCCCUACCAGUGCCAUGUCUGCUUCAAGACCUUCGUCCAGAAACAGACACUCAAGACCCACAUGAUUGUACACCUGCCUGUCAAACCCUUUAAGUGCAAGGUGUGUGGGAAGUCCUUUAACCGAAUGUACAACUUGCUGGGACACAUGCACCUCCACGCAGGUAGCAAGCCAUUCAAGUGUCUGUACUGCUCCAGCAAGUUCAACCUGAAGGGCAACCUCAGCCGGCACAUGAAGGUCAAGCACGGCAUCUCUGACACCUCCCCUGAUGGACAAGAUGCUCUUCCUGACAUGGAAGGCCAGGAGGACUUUGAGGAGAACUUUGACUUUGCGGGACAUGAAAAUCUUUCUGGAAACAAGGCACAAGCAUUGGGCAAACUCUCUGAGGAGGCCAUUCAAGAGAUGGAAUACUACAACUUCAGCAAGGACACAGAGCGUUACAACACAGCAUGAAGCAGCUAGCACACUGAGGCAGUGUGAUAGAAAAUAAACUUUUUUAACACCAGCACUGACUGUUACAGGCAGUGAUUGGGCAUGUAGGCCCCUAAUACUAUAAAACUACUCUGUCCUAAAUGGAGCUGCUGCAGGGAAAAAAUCAGAAGUGGACUGGAGAAGCCAUUUUGGAUCUGUUUUGUGUUACACAGAGCCAAGAAAUCAGUCACUUGAGGAAAUGGUAGUGCUUUAAUUGAUUUCACUGAUGUUUAACAGAAGCUUUAAGGAGAAGCCUGAUGGCAGAGUCUUUAAAGGGGAAUUACACUUUAUAACACUUCUGCUUCUCAUGACUGAUAUUGUCCUAAUGAAUGUGUCGCCCUUCAUUUUUCGAUUAGUUAUUUCAUUAUGUUAAUAUUUUACGCUGUUUUGUUGUUUUCUUUUACAAAUGCAGGAAGUAGACCCAGGCAGUUUAGUGUCGAACUCGAGGAUGCAUAUCAUUGCGUGACUUCUGAUGUGGGCGUACCUGCAGACAAUAACAUUAGGUUGGUCGUAGAAAUCAUAGACAUAGAAAUAGUGUUGGAUGACUACUAGCUAGCGAAACCGAAAAUGUCUGAGGACAAAGGAGAUUUUGUUUUUGAUCAUUGUUGUGCCCUAUUGAUUCGAGCCGGAAUACACAGAAGAAGAGCUGGCUAAUUUGCAGGCUGAUCGUGCGAGAGCGAGUCAGGAACGGGCCGAGAGGAACCACAGGCUAUUCCCAGGACAAACUGCAACUGGUGGUAGACAUCCUAUGUAUCACUGACAGAUGCGAUAGCGUUAGCCAGCCCGCACAGUACCUACCUCGAGCAGUUCGACCAAUGGUGGGUACAGCUCCAGGCUUCAGACGGUCGCCUUGGCAGUCGGUGCCUUCAAAGUAGUUGCUGCAUACCCUUAGUCCUCGUUUGCGAACUACUUCAGCUGUUAUGUUCGGGUGUCUGAUUACAUCCAGCCAUGUCUGGCACAAAGUUGCAUUGCGUGGAAAAUUAUGAAAAUGUGCUUUCAAGGCAAGUUUAACGGGGGCAUUAUAACAACCAGGUACAAUGCACCUCAUUAUUACACCGAUAUUGCAUCAAACAAAAGCUAGCAAACGUUAGUUUGUUCGAUUUCAACACUAAGCUGAAAUGCUUUGUUUAAUGUUUGUUAAUGUUUUGCUUCGCUUCUUCUCGAUUUUUCCGCGAAACGAAAUCGAAGUAGAAGAAAAAAACGGAAACCGUACUACUAUGUGGACUUGCGCUAAAAAAAAUUGGUCUUUGUUUCUAACGUUAGACAUUUAAAAUGAAAUAACUAAUCUAAAAAUGAAGGGCGACACAUUCAUUAGAAGGAAAAUAUCAGUCAUGAGAAGCAGAAGUGUUAGAAAGUGUAAUUCCCUUUUAAUUAGCUAUGCUGUGUUUAUAUAUACACAGUGAGCUCCAUAAUGUUUGGGACAAAGAUACAUUUUUUCUCUUGAUUUGACUCUAUACUCCACAGUUGUAUAUAUUUCAUCAAAUACAUCACAUGCAGAUUCUCAGCUUUAUUAAAAGGCAUUUUUAUUUCACCAAAAAUUGCUGCACUUUUUAUACAUGAUGUUUGGGACAUAUAAAUGGCAUGCAAAUAAAAGUAUGUUUCAUAUGCAUAUCAUUUGCAAGCAAUGCCUGCUUGAAAUCUGUGAUCCAUAGACAUCACCCACAUUGUGCUGAGUAUCUUUUCUGGAGAUGCCCUGCCAGGACUGUACAGAAGCCAUCUUUAGCUCCUGCUUGUUUUGUGGGCUAGUUGCUGUACGUUUUCUCUUCAGCAUAUGAAACACAUGGUCAGUUGGAUUCAGAUAAGGUGAAUGACUUUUAAGGUCAAGAAUUUUUCAGUUUUUGGCUUUGAAAAACUCCUUUGGUGCUUUAGCAGUAUGUUUGGGAUCAUUUGUCUUGCUGUAGGAUGAAGUGCCCUCCAAUGAGUGUGGGGGCAUUUACUUGAACUUGAGCCAAUAAAAUGCUUCUGUACACUUCAGUAUUCAUUCUGUUGCUGCUGUGAGUGAUUACAUCAUCAGUGAAAGCAAGGGAGCCAGUAUCUGUGGCAGCCAUACAUGCCCAAGCUACAACACCCCCACCACCAAUUUUCACAAAUGAGGUGGGGUGCUUUGGAUCUUGGACAGUUUUUAUAUUUUGGCCUCAACAUUUUGCCCUUGGCAUCACUCUGAUACAAUCUUAGUCUCAUCUGUCCACACAACCUUUUAUAAGAACUCCAUAGUUUCUUUGAAGUAGUUCUUAGCAAACUGUAACCUGGCCAUCUUGUUUUUGCAACUAACUAUUUCUCAGCCUCAUAAUGGCUUCCUGGAUUUUCACUGGCACAACUCUGGCCCUCGUGUUGACAAACAUCAAUAACAGACUCCAAAGGCAAUCAAAAGCCUGCAAUGAAAACAAGAUACUGAAAGUUCUUUAAACCUGCAUGAACGAAUCAAUUGAACACACCAGUCUAAUAAGAAACACCUGUGAAGCCAUUUGUCCCAAAUAUUAUGGUUCUUUGAAAUAGGAGUACUAUGUAUAAAAAAGUCUGUAAUUUUACAUGGUGAAACAAAAAGGUAUAAAACAACCCUGUAAUAAAAGCUAAGAAUAUGCACUUUAACCAUGUGUGAAUGGUUUGAUUACAAAUCAAAUUUAUGGAGUACAGAGCCAAAUAAAGAAAAAAAUGUGUUUGUCCCAAACACUAUGGAGCUUACUGUAUAUACAAAAUAUACCGCAACAGAAACACAGGUUUGAGAGCACCAUGCACCAUGUUCCGUCAAUUCUUGCCAUAUCAGCAGCUUAUAAGUUCUAAUGUGUAAUAAUGAAUUUACAUGUUAUUUCAGAAACUUUCCUGUUAAUUAAGGAUGUUUAAUAAUUAAUAUAAAGCACAUUGCAUAUCAAAUUCUAGAUUAUGACCAGACUUCUCUUUAGAGGUGCAGUAUGUAAGGAGAAACAAGUUAGAGAGCUAGAUUUAGGAAGAACAAAAAGUUCCACCACCUCCCACCUUGUCCCCUCAGCUCUGCCUCCAAAGAUCCUCCCUUCCUACAUACCUGUAUGCACGCAUGCUGCCUGACAUCUGAGUGCAGGAGAGGACAUGUACUGUAUAACAUUGAAAAGUAGAGAAAGGAGUGCAGAACAUCUCAUUCCUAGGUAGAAAAGAAAAUGUAAUGUCAUCAUAAUGAACAUAAACAAUGAACAUAUCUAUUGUUUUUAAGUACAGCUAUGGGCUGUAGCAAGCAUGAUAUUUUGCAAAAAUCAUUGUGCUUAAUGCAGUAUUGCUGGCUAGGUUGCAGUAGAGUUAAUAUUAGCUGGCUGUGAUAACCAAGCUUUAAAAAGCAAGAAAGUUAGCGAUACUGCACAGCCAGACUUUAUUUUUUAUGAAUUCUUUUUGAAUUUUUUGCUACAGCACAUUUCAUUCCAUUACAGGCAUUUAGCAGACGCUCUUAUCCAGAGCGACUUGCACAACUUUUACAUAUUCACAUUGCAUCCAUUUAUAUUGAAGCAAUGCAGGUUAAGUACCUUGCUCAAGGGUCCAAUGGCAGUGUCCAACCUGGGAUUAUGAUCUUUAGGAUACAAGACCAGCUCCUUACCCAUUAUGAUACACUGCCGCCCCAUUACCCAUUAUACCACACUGCCACCCAUUUCACCCAUAAUGCUUGUCGACAAAGCAGCUGCAACUAACUAAGUUACCCAGUUAGUAGCUACCUCGCUACUUGAUUUAUUUCUGUUUGUAUCAGUAACUGACAUCAAACCUAUUGUUUUCCAAUAGUUAGCUAGCUUUAGCACUAUCUGUACAGUAUCUCUGCUCUUAGUAAGUUUCUACACAAAGGAUUUAUCUUAACAUUACUUUUUAGUGUCAUGCUCAUUCAGCUAAUUGUUGAUUUAAAACCUGUAAACUGUGCUGUUGAGGACACUUUAGGGAUGUAUUGGUGGAGAAAACAUUUUUCACAACCAAACCUCAAAUUAAAAAGAGGUGGUACCAAUAUUCUGUCAACACUGUAUUGGAAACAGGUUAGCACCCAAACUGGCGAGGGCCAUGCUGUCGCUUCCAGUCUGUGAUGUCAUCCUACAGCAGCAGGGAGCCUCUGCCCUAAUGUCAGGAAAUCAAACCAUCAACUUAAGCUUUGGUCAGGUCUGUGUUGAGGACACAUGCAUAAGGUAGUGGCUCGUUCAUAUAUUGUGGGUUUUUCUCAGGUUUUAAGUUUCAGCUUUGUGUCUGACAAAUUAUAUUGGUGCCUAGAGCGCCUUUCAAAUAAAUACACUUCUAAUUUCUGCAAGAAACUAAAUCAACUACUGUGCUGAUGGGGCAGUGUCAUGUUUAGCCAUCACUGAAUGUAGAUGAUUUUUGAUUGUCUUUUGGGGCAUUUUCAGUCUAGCCAUUUUUUUUAACGCUGACUGUGCAGACCAUGUGGUGUACACACCAAAACCAACUUUUUCUUUAAUGAUUUUGCUAAAUUUAGCUAAUUUAGCUCAAAUUAGACUUGUUCAUUUUUUUUGAAGUGAACUGCACAAGUAGCUAAUUUUUAUUUAUUUUUUUACUAUAAUUUGAGAAUCAACUCAAAGGGAAUCAGCCAAUAACUGAAGUGGAAUGUAGGCACAGUUAUUCUUCCCUCCCAGUUCUUGAAAAUAUGUUCUGAAGCUACAUGCUUGCAGAUGAAGGCCAACCGCAUGUGCAUCUUAAAUGUAAUUAUGUUCACACAGCUGCAACUGUCAACAAAACCUAUGCUGUUGAUGAAUGGCUGAUUGAAUAGGCAUAGCAGGCUUUAAUGAGAGCUGGUUCUCCUCAUCCUCAUGCACACAACUAACAUCUUUGAGUACAAUUACUUACAGAGAGCAGGCAUACACAUACCACCAAAGAUAAUAAAAUAAGGAUAGGAUUGGCCUGCUUUAACCUUUUGCACCGAAACCAGAGAGGAGCUCCACCAAUCAAAAGGUACAUUUGAGCAAUGCCUGGAGUGAUUGGUGGAUACUUUUUAUCAAUACUUCUAGAAACAGCAUCUUAGUAAAUAUAGCAUAGAAGGUAUCCACCAGUUACUAUCAGCAUUGUUCCAUUACUCUUUAAUUAGUGGAUCUCCUGUUUUUUGUGCAAAAGCUGAGGAAACCAAUGUUCUAUCCCUAUUGUAUUAUCCCUGCAUACAACCUGGAAGCACAGUUGCUGUGUCUGCCAUUAGUUAUAGACAGAGGAAAUGGCCAUCCCUGUCCUGCAGUGUUGUGAAGUUUGCAGUGAGCACCAACAGUGAAUAUGGUUUGAUUUAGGCAGGUUUAUUGAGCUUACUAAUGUCAUUUUGACCACAUGUUUGUUCUUGGUUUCCUACUCGUGGUCUGAGAAAUUUCAUAAAUGUCAAAUCUUUUGUUGCUGUUACAGGACAUUAAAUGAACUUUGGUGGGGCACAGGUCUUUUUUUCUUCCCAUUUAAAUUAAGUUCAUAAACGGAAGGUCAGAUUUCUCAGGACUCUCUUAAGACUGGUAAAUUGCCUGGAAAUCAAAGCUCAGCUGAAAGAAUUGGACAGCACCAACUUGAUUCCUGGGUAGCUAACAGAUUAAUGGCUUGCGUAAUAACAAAAUUGAGUUUAAUUUUCAACUUGUCUGAAGCUAUGUCAUCAAGCUAUGCUGAACAUCAAUGUUAAAUUAGAAGUGGAAGCAGACACCUGCCUGCCUUUCUGUGGUUGAAUGAAACUGAAUUUUCUUUUUGUUUGUUUUCUCAUGGUAAAAAUAGAAAUGAAAACAUGACUAUUGAAACUACUGUCAGCUUGGAGAAAUGAAUUGCAGGAGCAGUUCUGAAAUGGGGGUACAAAUCUGGGAAACAUAAUCAGACAACAGCACUGUACACUUUCUGUUAACAGUUACUUGAAAAAAGUCUGAACUUGGGAGGAUAAUCAACAAUUAUUAUCUGUUAUGGGGGGAAAAAACCACUAGAAAGAGAUCUAGCAUUACGAAAAAUCAUUAUGAUUUACUAAUUUGAGUUCUUCAGCUCCUAGUAAUUACUGUGCUUCUUUGUUACAUCUCUGCACUACAGCUUGUUCCAAGCAAGAUCCCAUUGCCUUCUGUAAAGCUUCACAAACCUUUGGAAACAUGGUCACCAACAGAAGAAAAAACCCAACUGUGUUCCUGAUUAUAUUUUGUCGCCCCAUGUUCCUCAGGGCCCAGCUGACUGUAGUUCCUAACCUCUUAUACUGUCACUAGAGCCAGGGGAGAGGUUUCAGGUACUCCAAAAUGGGCAGACCAAAUGUAUGCUGUCAAUUGCAAUUUUGCAAAGCAAAACGAUAGUAAGACUCAUUCAGCAAAGCAACUGAAUGGGUUGUUGAUUUGUGGAUUGGUUGGAUCUAAGAUUGCAGCAAAUUUAGUUUCAAUUCAGGAAAUGGCCCAGGAUUCAAUUAAUUAAUUUAAUCUUUACAGAACAUUUUGAGGAUUUUUUUCAAUUAAUGACUUGGAUUUCGAUUCAUUUCCUUGAUUUCUUCAAGGACUGUUCACAUCAAGUACUCAUGUGGUCCUGAAUGUGCACCUCCCAUUUUUAGGUUAAAUGAAGCCUCACAUUCCUGCUGCUGCCCAUCACCUGUGGACCAAAGAGCCCUACUACUGCUGUCACUGUGAUACCAAAACCCAUUGGUGAACUGUGGAGGCUGAGGCUGCCCUCUGCCCCGGCUCACAAAAGGGGAGGUUUUGUCUGGCUGUUCCCCCACCCCAGGCUUACAGUGAGGGACCGGUUUGGCUGUUCCCCUUAUCCCUCCUUCCUACCUCACCAAGCCUGGGUUUGGGGCUCAAUUGUGUUCCAUCAUCAGAACUUAGAGCAGUGGGGAUUUUUUUAUUUUAUUUUUUGAACCACCAAUCGCCCCUUCAUCCUUUUAAGAUGAAAAACUGAAAACCCUUCGCAAAAGACAGUGUGACCCACCUGACAUGGGGGCUGGUUGAGCAGGAGUGGUCAUGACAGGUCCAUAACAUGGAGCACCAUAAUGAUGGUCUUCAGGAUCAGGGGCUACAAUGUACAAUCCAGUGGACUUUGAAUUUCUGUGGACUGCGUAGGCAUCCUUUUGCACUGUGAAGGGGACUUUACUUGCCUGUAAUUAUCAUCUGUGUGGUCCUGUUGACUGAAUGCCAUGGUCUUGACUAUACAGUUUAAGUGAAAGAUCAGCAGGUAUUUGAGGACUGUACUGUUUGAACAUUAGUGGUAAAAAGUUUUGAAACCAACAGAGUGAAGAGGGGUCUAUGGUUUCAUUUCAAAAUACAUUUUUUAUAAACUAUUUUAAAAGUGAGUUGCGUAUGAAAGGACGGUCCUUUCAUACACAACUCAAAGUUUGUUUUUUUUGCAUUUUUGUAAAUAAUUCUGAUGAAUACGUAAAUGACCUUGGAAAUGGGCAAGAAUAUGGGUGUAUUGUUGUCUCAGAAAUAAAUGGUGUGAACAUUCCACUAAUAAAAUAAUUGAUUCACAAAUAAAUGUAACUGGAUCACACAAAAAAAGGACUGGGUUCACAAAUAUGUUUUCUCUCCCAAUAAGUCUCUCCAAAAAAAUGACUGUGCAUUUAUGUGUGGAAUCACUUGCAUUUACUUAUAUUUUUGAGGCAAUCCUCACAGCAAGAUUUGCAAAAAUAUAAAUAAAAAUUCACAAAUAGGUUUUUCCCCAUUGGGUCUAGUCCAGCCAAUCAGAUUUAAAGACAUCCUUUCCACAUUAGUCGGACCAAUCACAGCACGUAUGUGCUCUGUUUAGUCAGUAAAAGGAGUUGAUGAAAAAUAACAUGGAUGGUGAACAUUGGCAUGUUUAAAGACAUGCAACAUAUGAGUAUCAUCAAGAUCACAGACUGCAGUUUGCUAAUUACUUUUUAUAUUUAAGUUAACUAGUAAGCUUGACAUCUUGCUGACAUAGUUACUCAGCCAGUAGUAGCUAGCCCGCUAAUGUCGAGCUGUAGUUCAAUCUACCUAGCUAUCAUUGCUGUCAAUGAUGACUAUGACGACACUAGCCCUAUCUAUACUGUUUUUAAAUGUGUGCAGGGCCUUUCUCCAGAGGGAGAAAUCGCUGCUCGGGCACUAGUCCAGAUAUUUGCCAUUUGUGAACCAGUUACAUUUAUUUGUGGAUUAGGUACAAUUAUUUAUGGAUCAGUUACAUUUAUUUGUGACACAGCUACAUUUAUUUGUGAACCAAUUAUUUUAUUUUUAAUUUACAAAAAAUAUUUGUUAAUCUAAUUUUAUUUGUGGAAUAUUCAUGGUAUUUAUUUUUGAGACAGUAAUACCCCCAUACAAGAACAUUAACCAACUUUGUGACCCUGUGAGACCACACCCAUAAGACCACACCCACACCAUAGUGGAAGCUGUGGCAAUAGAAACUGGUUUGUACUUAUGAUGGUUCCUCAUGGUUUAGCUUUACAGCAAGAAUACUCCUCAUCUGCAAACAUGUUAUUGUUGGUGGGAGGAAAAUCAAUAGUCAAAAUUAAGGCUAACAAAAAAAACCAUGAUGAAUUUCCUUUCCUUUAUACUCAAAAGUUUGUGUGAUGGAGGACAGGAGUCUUGCUCCUAGGUGUGAAUAUACUGUGGAUAUGACAACAUGUAAAAUGUGCACCUGACAAUAUUGUAAAUAAUAAAUUUAUUUACCUUUAAAUAUU
Messenger RNA from Anguilla rostrata (American eel), 11878 nucleotides. RefSeq names its product zinc finger protein 710-like. NCBI's taxonomy places the organism in Eukaryota, Metazoa, Chordata, Actinopteri, Anguilliformes, Anguillidae. Gene Ontology annotation, biological process: regulation of transcription by RNA polymerase II. Bases 1204 to 3300 code for a protein of 698 amino acids. The record is from RefSeq and is a predicted model, not a curated record. The transcript is spliced from 5 exons. Gene Ontology annotation, molecular function: DNA-binding transcription factor activity, RNA polymerase II-specific; RNA polymerase II cis-regulatory region sequence-specific DNA binding.